Molecule: messenger RNA, 1305 nt
Organism: Truncatella angustata
Lineage: Eukaryota; Fungi; Ascomycota; Sordariomycetes; Amphisphaeriales; Sporocadaceae
Product: NADH-dependent glycerol-3-phosphate dehydrogenase
Exons: 1
Coding region: 1-1305 (434 amino acids)
Biological process (GO): carbohydrate metabolic process; glycerol-3-phosphate catabolic process
Cellular component (GO): nucleus; cytosol; glycerol-3-phosphate dehydrogenase (FAD) complex
Molecular function (GO): NAD binding; glycerol-3-phosphate dehydrogenase [NAD(P)+] activity
Source: RefSeq, a predicted model, not a curated record
AUGUCGCCUGGAUUUCUGAACCCGGGGAGUGCUGACAAGCAUGAGAAGCGACACAGGGUCACCGUCGUCGGCUCCGGCAACUGGGGUUCCACAAUUGCAAAGAUCGUGGCCGAGAACACCAAGGAGCGCUCCGACAUCUUCGAGGAGGAGGUGCAAAUGUGGGUGUAUGAGGAGGAGGUUACCAUUCCCAAGGACUCGCCGCAUUACGACCCGUCUGUCGGAGAUGGUCCGCAGAAGCUAACGGAUGUCAUCAACAAGUGCCACGAGAACGUCAAAUACCUGCCCGGCAUCAAGUUGCCUGCCAACCUCAUCGCCAACCCAUCUGUCGUCGACGCCGCCAAGGACUCCUCAAUCCUCAUCUUCAACCUGCCUCAUCAGUUCAUUCACAGAGUGUCUAGCCAGCUCAAGGGGCACAUCCUACCGUUCGCCCGUGGUAUAUCAUGCAUCAAGGGAGUAGAGGUCUCCGACGAGGGUGUUGCUCUCUUCUCGGAGUGGAUCGGCGAGGGACUGGGGAUAUACUGCGGUGCCCUGAGUGGUGCCAAUAUUGCAUCUGAGAUCGCAGCUGAAAAGUGGUGCGGCACCACGAUCGCUUACGAUCCCCCUCCGAUGGACAACUCCCGAAACGCAACUCCUCGAACCCAAACUCCCAGUGGCGGCUCGCCCCGAAGCACUGCUGCCGACCUCAGCAUCACCCCGCUGGCCGACAUGGAACACAAGGAUGCUCGUGGCCGAACAAGCAAGACGAAGCUGACUCCUGUGCCGCCAGAGUACCCGGCGCUCGACCACGCCGUGUUCAAGACCCUGUUCCAGCGACCCUACUUCCGAGUACACAUGGUGUCUGACGUUGCUGGUACAUCCCUGGGUGGUGCCUUGAAAAACAUUGUUGCCCUGGCGGCCGGAUUUGUCGUGGGCCAGGGCCUCGGAGACAACGCCAAGUCAGAGAUCAUCCGAAUUGGUCUCUGCGAGAUGUUGAAGUUCGGCGAGGAGUUCUUCAAGGAGACGGUACAGCGUGAAACCUUCACAGUGGAAAGUGCCGGUGUCGCAGAUUUGAUCACAAGCUGUAGCAGCGGAAGAAACUUCAGAUGCGCAAAGAUGGCGGUCGAGCAAGGGGUUUCCGUCGCAGAAAUCGAGGAGAAGGAGCUUAAUGGUCAGAAGCUGCAGGGCACCUCCACUGCUCUGGAGGUCUACAGUUUCCUCAAGACUAGGGGACUGGAGAGGGAAUACCCCCUGUUCACAGCGGUCAGGGACAUCAUUGAGGGCAAGUUCGCUACGACUGACCUCAUUUCCCUGAUUCAAGACGAUUGA